Molecule: messenger RNA, 6910 nt
Organism: Erpetoichthys calabaricus (reedfish)
Lineage: Eukaryota; Metazoa; Chordata; Cladistia; Polypteriformes; Polypteridae
Gene: ticrr
Product: TopBP1-interacting, checkpoint, and replication regulator
Exons: 22
Coding region: 748-6594 (1948 amino acids)
Biological process (GO): response to ionizing radiation; mitotic G2 DNA damage checkpoint signaling; mitotic DNA replication checkpoint signaling
Cellular component (GO): nucleus
Molecular function (GO): chromatin binding
Source: RefSeq, a predicted model, not a curated record
GGUUUUUACAGAAGAAAAGUGAAGAUGGUGGUGAAUCGGUUACUUGUGAGGGAAGUAUGAUAAACUGGUGACAGCAAGUACAUUUUGAAACUUAGGAAAACAGGGAUAUUUUGUUUGUGUUCGCCAUUAUGCGUAACACUUAAAUGAGACCUGAUUAUAUUGUGAUAAUUCGGGUAGACUAGUUCAGCAUAGAUAACUCAAAUGUAUUUGUGGGCCGUGCUGUCGACUCUAAACCACAAAAUAUAGUACGUCGCUUCAAAUGGCCAACUGCUUAGGAAUAGUUUACUGAAAUGUAUGUAAGCGUGAGCCGUGUCAUUGUGCAAGGAUUGUGGUGUUAUUUCGAAGUAUAUUCGUGCAUUUUAAGCGAAAACUAAAGUGUAUAUAAAUCACUUGGUCUGCCCGUCAUAUUUUUAAUUCCGAUUAAAUUAUAAGAACGAAAAAUAGGCCACAACUUAAUACGGAUAAAGUUAGAAAUAUAAAGAACUUAAGGGAGAUUGCAAAAUAAAACGUGAGAGUUUACACUUAGCACUCGAUCGAUCAAAGGGUGGUUAUUCCAUUUCUCAUUAGGGUGCAUUUUAGCCACUACUGUAAUGUAUGUAAACUCGCAAUUCUAAAAGUGCAGGUACGAGUAGACCGUGAGGACCAUAGUUAUGUAAAGUGUCACGCUUUCGAUUGUAGGAACCUCGAGCCUAUUUGUUGACAGGAGCCAAAAUUAUUUAUGAAUACUGAAGUUCUCACAUCUGAUAGAUGGCCUUUUACAACCUGGUCUUCCUCCUGGAUGCCUCCUCUCCAACUAAACUGGGCCAGCUUAUUGUAUGGAGAAUUCUUAACUGUUUUGCUUGCAAGUAUGGUAUGGAGAAUAUACGUUGGGGGUACAAGUGGUGUGAGCCAAGAGGUAAAAUCAGCCGAGGUUCCGAUUUCAAGGAACUGAAAGUUAAAAACUUGGAAGAACUGGAGGGAGAGUUUCGCAUAAAACUGGAUGAGAUAUCUGGGAUGAAUCACUGUGAAAAGUUGCCGUCAUGUUCUCUUGCCGGCAAAGCCAUACUUCUGCAAACUGCUCUGAAAGAGGCACUCCUUGAUUUUCAAUGGGACCGGCCUGAUAUUACCUCUCCAACAAAACCAGUACCACGAGGACGUAGACGAGGAACCGUUAAUAGCUCUGUGGACGAUGACCCCGCAGUAAGGAAACGGAAUCUGCUUUUUAUCCUAUGUGCCUGCCCCCAGUCUAUAACCGAGUUGGAGGAGUUCUUGUCACCUGUAAAGCUGAGACGAAGCGGAUCCUUUGAAGGUUUGGCAGACUGUCUUUUACCCAAAAGAAUUAAGGAAAUCAUUUUUCAGAACAAAGUCUUUCUUCAUUGGAUGGAUACAACAGAAUACUCCAAGCUUCUGAAAUGUGAAGACUGUUCUGGAUAUGAAGCAAUAUCAAAAGUGAUGAGUCAAAUUAGUGGGAGCUUAGUGCCUUUUGAGGCACUGCUUCAGCUCUCAGUCAAAAAUGUGCGUGCUGAUACAGAGCUAUUAAGCAGAGAACACAGUGACAACCCCAUCAGUUUCCUCCUUCAGAAGAAAGACGCUGUUAUCCCUGUUGAUUCCAGCCUUAACUGCCUUAUGCACUCAGAGCAGGUCUAUAGAGCUGCUUUUCCAAUGUACCAAGGAAAACUUCACUGGGACAGAGCUGAAGAUGUAAAGGUGAUUGAUGUUUCUUUGGAGGCGCUCUCAUCCUUUCAGCGGCCAUUAACCAGUUGUGUGAAAAUAAUCUUGAAAUCCACGGUGACUGAUUGGAACUGCUCAAAAUCAAAAAUACUUAAUACAGAGAGCUGGAUUUUACACCAUACAGAAGAUCACCUGCUCCAGUGUUUUUUAGUUGACCUUGCCUUAAGGAAUCUUCACAUGGUGGUUAGUGUUGAUUUCAGUAGUGGUUUUCCACCCUACACUGGCGUUUUGUCUCCACUGUCGCCUACAACCGCACUUCUUACUGUACUCCUCCCAAGACCACUUUAUGAAGCAGAUGAAUUAAUGAAUAAGGUUAUCGUACAGAGUACAGAUGAUACUUCUAGCGAUCUUUCUGAUAUUUUGUCACAUGUGUUGAAACAUAACCAGCAGAUGGAGGAACACCAGAACAACAGCUCAGAUGCAGCUUCAGAUAUUUCUGAAAUAGAUUAUAUUGUCCCUGAAUGGGUGCAACAGGAGCUGAAAAUGAGUGAUUCUGUGACUUCGACUGCUGUUGAAGAUUGGUUUCUUAUGUCAGAUCUGGCUGGAAUCAGUUCUAAUUUAAUGGAGUUAAUCAGAUUAUUAUCUGCUGUUCCUGAGGAUGAAGGAGGAGAGGUAUCAGAGUUUGAUAUGACAGACUGUUUGUCUGAGAUGUACCAACAUUCGAUUAAUAAAUCUUCAGGACGACAGAACAAGAAAAAACGUGGUGUGGACUGUACGCCCGUGAGGCAGAAAAUGAAGACCAUGAACCGUUCCCUCCAAAUGCUGAAUGCAGCUCGACUUAAUGUCAAAGUUCAAAAGAGUCAAGCAGAUGAACACAUCAUAAGUGACAUAAAUAAACAUGGGAAACGACGCUCAGCAGACAAACUGGGAGAUAAAGAGCAGACAACAUGCCCCACUGUUGAUUUCAGAAAUGAAGAAGACCUUUCCAUUUAUGUUAAGGAGAUUUAUGAAAAGAUGGCAGCCGAACAACAGUGUGAUAUCAUUACACAAGUCCAGAACUGUGUUAAGUUUAUUAAAGCUUUUUUCAAAUCCCCAAAUCCUCAAGAUCUAGAGAUGAAGUGCAUAGAGUUUAUAAAAAGGAAUCUACUUAAGACAAGUCAGGCAGUACGUCAGCAGUAUGGAGCUGUGGAAGACAGUGAAAUUAAAGUGAAAGAGUGCCAGAUACAAUUUGUAUUCCGUCUGGAGAUGUGUCUUCAGUGUCCAUCCAUUCAGUCAAAUGCAGAAGACUUAGAACAGAUUAUAGAGGAGGAAAGUAAUAUGUUACGUAUGUUAUCUUUAACCAAGAAUCCAGCUUAUCUCACACAGUUCCUUGAAGAAGACAUCUUAACUGUAUAUGUCUCCCUUCUCCCGAAAGUCUUGGGCAAUAUGUACUACAGCCUUGGCACCCAAAUACCUAAAAAGCUGGCCUCUGUACUUCCUCCAGACUUCUUCAGUGAUGAUUCUGUGGUGCAUGAAAGCAGUUCUCCAGCUGCUUCUCUGCCAUCUCUAGCCCCAAGCACUGCUUCAGUUGCAGGGGAGUGCUUAGAAGAUCUACGCUGCAGAUCUUCUAGGAAAAAGAGGGGUGGUGUACUGAGUCAUCAUCGUAGUAUCAGUGAUGUGUCCCAGAGUCUACAAAUUGAAAUUCCUCAGAAGUGUACAAGAAGGGACUCUUCAAAGUCUCGUAAGUCUUCAGUUAUCAAGCAACCUGUCUUAGAAGACCCCAAAAAUGCAGUGCAGGAGGUUACUAAAGUUCGCAGAAAUCUGUUUAAUCAACGCUCAAAUCCCUCCGCCAAAGUCAAGCUGCCGAGAAGUCAGUCUGUGUCUGCAGUGGAUAAACUAAAGCAGAAUGGCACACAAUCAAAGAAAAAUGAAAUGGACUGUCUAAAGUUGCGGUCAAGAAAAGUGACUGAAACGCCUCUUCAUAAGCAGGUUUCUAAUCGACUCUUAUACAAUCAGAUAAAAAGGAGAAGGUCAGACUCAGUAUCUGAUAUCUCAAUUGUAGAGGAAUCCCCUCUGAAACCACCACCUGAGACUGAUCUAAGAAGAAGUCCUCGAAUCAAGAAGCUUGCUUUGAGCAGGAGGUACUCCAGCUCUUUUUAUUCUAGCUCCCAGCCUGUGUCACGCAAUUUAGAGCGGGUUCACUCCUCUUCACAAUUAGCAUUCACUGAUAACAAAAAAGGACCUUUUGAUGUACAAACAAUUAAGUCUCCAGUUCGACUUCUUUUUGGUGAGGUACUGUCACCAAAGUCUAAGCAUUCCAAACAGGAAACUAACGGAAGGCACAGUCAAAGCUCAGAAGAUCAUUCUGCAUAUAAGACUCCCAAGAAGGUUUUGCGGUCCACUUCGACAAAAGAGUUGAGCUUAUCGUCAAAUGACAGACCAUCUACAAGGUCUUUCCAGACCUCUCCAAAUACACCGACUGAAACACCUCUUAAAUCCAAAGAGAAGUGUAAGGACAGUAUUUUUAAAUCACCAUGUAGAAGAAGUCCACGUUUAUUACAAGUUACAUCUGUUAAAGAGGAAUCACCUGUAAAUAAGCUGAGGACACCAGUGAAAAGAAUUGAAAAGUCUUUCUCUUCUCCAAAGUUGAGUAUUUUACAAAGUCCAUUGAGAUCACCAAAAAACUUGUCUGUUAGAUGGUCACCAUCUCUUAAUGUGGCAGAAUCCUCAAGUUUAACAAUGAAUGAAAUAUGUAUAGAACAGACCCCUGAAAAGGUAUGCACUCCAAGAAAAAGCCCUCACAAGCCUUUUAUGGCCAAGUCUUUAACACAGUCAUUUGAAAACUGCACCCCUCCCAGGAAAUUACAAAGGAAUGAAGAUUUCACAACAUCAUCAAGGAGCAUAAAAGGACCUAGUACUCCAAAAAAACCUAUUGAAACACUACAGACAAACUGUAAAAACAGACAGAAUACUGUGUUUUCUAAAAAAAACAUGUGUACUUAUCAAUCAUUUUCUCCAAGAAAAGAUUGUGUGGAUUCAAUAAAUUCAACACUAAAUUCUACACCACAAAAGGCAUGUUUGAUUUCACUUAAAAAAACUGACUUUACAAAGCCUUCCACUUCACUCAGAAGGUCAGAUAGAACAAACAUUAGUUUUGAAGAUACCUUGUCAAACCAUGAGACAAUCUCCACCCUAAAAUGUUCUGAUACAUAUCCAGAAAUCAGUAUUUGUCAAAGUGGUUCAUCUGAAAAAGUUUUACAUAAUUGUAUUACCCCAGGAAAGAUGAGGGAAAAGUGUGAUAACGUUUUCACAGAUGAUAAUCUAGAAGAAACUAAGUUUUUUGGGAAAAACAACCUACAUUAUGCUUUAGAACCUACUCCGAUAAAGUCCACAAACAGUGAUCAAAAUAUUUCUAAGUUUAAAAGGAAGCAUCUGUCAAAAUCAAAGGCCAAUGAAAACCAACUGCAGGCUGAUUCUGACAGGAAAUUAAUAGGCAAGAAUCUUGUAAACCUAAAGGCAGCAAACAACAGUAACCUUCCUAGCCAAGACUCAAGUUUUUCUCAGUGUUCUCAGAAUGAAUCUGAAGAUGUUUUCUGUGGCUACAUAGAUUCUUCUCAAGCUAGUGCUGGUGGAUCUAACUCUUUUACCACAACAGAAGAUGAUGAAAGCAUUGAAAUUUCAGAUGCUACAAUUUUAAAAACGCAGACUUCAGGAGGUCUUAAAAUGAAUAUUUCUUUCACCAGAAAGCCCUCAAAAUCUAAUGAAGCAUUUGAAGCUGCCUGUAAAAGUUCUUUAAGUAAUUCUGGUAUCACUUAUGGCUUUCGACUGACUCCAGAUCGUCUCCAAAGAGAGGCAGCUGCUCGCCUUAGGACACCUGAAUGCCCAAAUAAAUUCACCGCUUCCAGAGGUUCUCGCUCAUCUAAUAGGGCGGGUUGCCAAGCAACUCCUAAUACUCCCUCUUACCAGGUAGAGCUGGAAAUGCAAGCUUCAGGACUUCCAAAGUUGAAGUUUAAACGCACUGACUCACUUAAUGCAGAGGACAUUGCUCCAGAUGGUGGUUUGAAAGGGAUGACAUCAGGAAGCACAAGUAAAAGAAACUCUGUUUUAGAAAGUCCAGUGUCUCACUGUAUUAAGCAUCGAGAUACUGGCUAUUCCUCACCAUCCUCUCUUUGUUCUCAUGGUACACCAGCUAAAACUACACCUGGAAAGGCUGGAAUUCAGACAUAUAUUUGUCAGUCAUAUACUCCAAAUAGACAUUCAUCUACCACUAAUUCUCCUUCAGCAGUAACUGACUGUGCUCCCUGGACCCCUUCCCCUCAAAGUACAGGCAAAUCUACUCCGGAGAAUCUCCGAAAUUGGCCUCGUCGGAAAAAGGCUAUGAGUGGCAGAAGUAAGAAAAAAUGGAUAUUUCAAGGCCUUCCCAAUGAGGACAAUCAGAACCUAAAGCUGCUGGAGGAUUCUGACCUGGAUGGAAUCGUUUGGCUUCAAGAUGUCCAUGCUGUUAACCAAAGUGGUCUGUUAAAUUGUUCCAAGAAAACAUCCUUUGGUACAAAGUCUAAAAAGCGAACUAGUGCAGAGGCUUUUACUCCUGAUAAAGAGGAAGAGCAGAGAGGGUGCAAGAAGGCCAGCCUAUUUUCUUCUGAGGUGUACAGUAGCACAGAAACAGAAAGCUGCAGUCUAAUGGCUAAAUGUGAAGAUUUCAUCAUGUCAUCUGCAACACCAAAGAGCUGUAAAGUAAGACCGGUUUCAGCAAGUGGCCUCCUUGCUUUGACUCAGUCUCCAUUAUUAUACAAGACACCAUCAUCCAAUAAAACAUGCCGUGGUGAAAAUAAAGACUUUGAGUUAUCACCCUGGAAGAGAGAGGCAACAUCUCCAUUACAAGUGGGUGAAAUGAUCUCAUCAGAGAUGAAUUCCAAACAACUAAUGGCAAAGAAGACUUACAGCAGAAGAAAACUAUUGUCUUGAUGAUUCUUAGGAUAGAGACUAGACAUCUGAGAGACCUGUAAAGAAUUUUCUAAAAUGAUAUUCUAAAUGCUUCAGUUUUUAGAAGCUACUCCUCAUAUAAUAUUUAUAUGUUAAAAGAGGGCACAGUUGAUGAUCGGCUUGUGUCCAGACCAACAAGGAAAAGUAUUUCAUUGUAAAUUAAUUGAGUAUCACAGUUCUUAUAUUUAUUUAGGUUAUGGACAUUGUGAAAAACAAAUUGUGACCUUAUUUUAAAUAAAAUGUAAUUGUGAUACAGUUAAAGUAAUAACUUAAAAUGAAUGUCUUUCAGUAGUAAAUA